CUUCUGUGCAGACAUUCCAACCCGCCUGGACACCUUCCUGUGUAACCUCGUCUGGGUGUUCCUGCUCCAUGGGGGGAUUGCACUGGAUGAGCUUUCCAGGGCCCUUCAACCCCUGACAUUCUGGGAUCCUGUGUGUGAUUCUGUCCUGGCUCUCCGCACCGCAGCCCCAUGUCCAGGCCUUUCUCCAUGCACUGCCCUCCCUGGUGCUUCACACACCCGAGGGGUCCCUGGUUGGUCCCCAUCCGUCCCCUGUGCUCUCGGGACAGUGGCUGCACUGGGUGGUGACAGGAGGGGACAGGUCACCUCCCUGCCUGGCUGAGCUGUGCCGGGUGAGGGUCCUGCUGUGUCCCAGGGGUGUGGCAGCUGUAGGGGCUCUGAGGGGGUGGGAAGGCGCUUGUCACCCUCUCCUGAGCCCAGGUGUCCCCCAGCAGUGCCUGGGGACCCCCCACUGCAGGACUGACCUCCUGGGAUUCAGCACCCCGUACCCACCCCGGUCUGCUGAGCUGGGCUGAUGAAUCCUCAUUUCCCUUCUCAGUAAAACUCCCGUUCCAGGCAGGCGGUGGUUGUUGCUUUCAAAGGCUGGGGGGUGGAGGGCACAGGGUUUCAUCUUUCUUUUUUUGGCUCACUGAGCGGUGAGUUUGACCUGAACAUGGGCUGUUUGGGUCUGGGUGCCCCAGCGCGGCGCGCAGGGCAGGGACACCCGGUGCCGGUGGGUUUGUGCCAGGAGGGAAGAGCGGCUGUCAGCACCUUAUCUCAGCCCUGUCUGCUUCGCCUCUGCCAAAGUUCUUCCCUGUUUCUGCUGACUUUGCCCCUGUGUGCGGAAACGGCCCCUUGUGACACCUUCCUGUCACCGGCACCGUCCCGGCCGGGCUGUGUUUGUGCCGGGCUGCCUGCCGUGCCGAGCUGUGCCAUGGCAGCCGCUGCCCGCUGCGGCGUGUGGCUGCUGCUGCUGCAGGCUGUGGUGCCGCCGGCCCGGCCCUGCGGAGCCCCAGAGGAGGCGCAGGCGGCAGUUCGGGCCCUGAGCUCCCAGCUGCUGGGGCUGGCGGGGGACCCAGCGCGGGACCCCGACCCCAGUGUCUACCUGGCGCUGCGCCUGGCCGGCGACCACGACCUGCGCGGGGAGGAGCGGUACCUGGCGCGGCUGGGGGACGCCUUCCAGCACCGCUAUGGCCGGAGCCUGCAGGCAGCUGUCCGGCCCCAUGGCCACCACCAGCAGGACGCUGCGGCCACCAAGAACAGCACAGCUGCCGCGGUGUCUUGCAGGAGCGCCGAGGGGCCGGAGACGGGGCGGCUGGCGCUGUACCUGCUGGGGCUGCGGGCCGCCUGUCCCCCGCCAGAGCCUGGUCCCCAGCGCUCACUGGUGACGUGGCUGAAGUACUACCUGGAGGAGGACUGGGCAGGCUCCCGGCAUCACGGCCACCCCCUGACCAGUUACUACCAGUAUAGCCUGGGCGUGCUGGCACUGUGCGUCCACCGCAAGCGGGUGCGGGAGGAGGUGAUCCGCCGGCUGCUGGCGGCUGAGCACCAUGGCAGGUUCAGGCACGAUGGAGGCAGCGCCACGGACACGGAGGCGGUGGCAGCACUGGCCUUCACCUGCGUGGAGCGGGAGCGGCUGGUGGGGCCUGGGCUGGCGGCCGAGCUGCGGGCGGCCACACGCGGGGUGAGGAGGAGGAUGGUGGAGGCGCAGGGUGAGGACGGCUUCUUCGGCAACGUCUACAGCACCCCGUGGGCCAUGCAGGUCUUCAUCGCCACCAACACGUGCCGGGGGCAGCUGGCGUACGGCCGGGCCAUGGCCGCACUGGUGGAGGACCUGGACACCUUCAGCACCGCCGCAACCAUGGCUCAGGUGCUGCCGGCGCUGCAUGGCCGCUCCUACCUGGACAUUGCCACCAUGCACUGUCACGAGGAGCCGAACACACUGACGCCUGCUGUCCUUGAGCCUUUGCCUGAGGUGCCGGGGAACAUGACAGUGCGGCUGGUGGUGGAGUGUCCUGAGCCGCGGUGUCCCCAGGGCCGGCUCUAUGACCAACUGGUGCCCGCGCCAGCCGGCGCCUCCCUCCUGGACGUGCUCAAGGCGGCCGCUGCGCAGGGACCCCACAGCUUCACGUUUGACACCCAGGACACCCCCCAGGGCCCCUUCCUGAGCCGGGUGCUGGGGCUGGGGCCCCGGCGGCACGAGCGGAGCUACUGGCAGCUCCUCACCGCACCCAGCACCAGCCUGCAGAUGGCUGGGGCUGCUGUCCCUCUAUUCGCAGGUGUCGCCGACUACAGACCCCACGAUGGGGAGACCCUGAUCCUGCGCCUGAGCCAGUGGUAGAGGGGGUGAUGGGAAUGAAAUGGGGGCGAUGUCAAUGAAAGAGGGGUGAUGGUAAUGAACCCCGUGCCCUGGGCACCAGA
Molecule: messenger RNA, 2397 nt
Organism: Columba livia (rock pigeon)
Lineage: Eukaryota; Metazoa; Chordata; Aves; Columbiformes; Columbidae
Gene: TCN2
Product: transcobalamin 2
Exons: 10
Coding region: 650-2317 (555 amino acids)
Biological process (GO): cobalamin transport
Molecular function (GO): cobalamin binding
Source: RefSeq, a predicted model, not a curated record